Molecule: messenger RNA, 919 nt
Organism: Cucurbita pepo subsp. pepo (vegetable marrow)
Lineage: Eukaryota; Viridiplantae; Streptophyta; Magnoliopsida; Cucurbitales; Cucurbitaceae
Product: NDR1/HIN1-like protein 13
Biological process (GO): defense response to other organism
Cellular component (GO): plasma membrane
Source: RefSeq, a predicted model, not a curated record
AUCUCUCUGCACUUCCCACUCAGCCUCCCAUGGCCGACCGCGUCCAUCCCGCCGAAUCCCCCCGCCCGAGCACCUCCUCCGCCGUAUCUGACUCCAAGCCUCCAUCUCCCUCCGCCGACAAGCCUACUCCGGCUCCCGGCACCUACGUCAUCCAACUCCCCAAAGACCAGAUAUACCGCGUUCCGCCGCCCGAAAAUGCUCACCGCUUCGAGCUCUACACUCGCCGAAAGAACCGCCGCAGCCGCUGCUGUUUCUGCCUCUGUUGGCUACUCGGUAUUCUUGCUGUCCUAAUCGUUCUUCUAGGCAUUGCCGUCGCGAUUUUUUACUUAGUCGUUCGCCCUAAAUCGCCUAAUUACUCGAUCGACGCCAUUGCGAUUAGAGGACUUAACUCCACCGCUUCAUCCUCAUCCGCGAUCUCUCCAGUUUUCGAUGUGGCCGUUCGAGCAGAUAAUCCAAACAAGAAAAUCGGAAUCUAUUACCAGACAGAUAGUUCAGUUCAAAUCUAUUUCUCCGAUGAGAAGCUUUCCGAUGGCGUUUUGCCUGCUUUCUUCCAACCAGCGAACAACGUCACUGUAUUCCAAUCAUCCGUGAGAGGCUCCGGCGUUAAUCUAUCCAAACAAGCAAGCAAAGCGCUAAUCGAUUCGCAGAAACGGCGUGCGGUGCCGUUCAAGGUGGAGAUUCGAGCGCCGAUUAAACUGAAAAUAGGAUCGGUGAAGACUUGGAAGAUCAGAGUAAAGGUAACCUGCGAUGUGACGGUGAAUCAGUUGGCGGCGGCGGCGAAGAUCGUUUCAAAGAAUUGCGAUUACAAUGUGAAGCUCUGGUAGGGAUACGAAUUAAGAAAGAGCUUUUUAUUUUUUACUUUUGUAAUUUUAAUUUUACUGUAGACUUUUGUAAUAUACACACACACUUUUUUUUUCUU